CCACUAGCACCACCACCACCGCCGCCGCCACUCCGGAGGGCACGGGGCUGCCUGCUAGGGAGGGAGGGCAGGACAGAGAGGCCGGUCCCAGCAGCCGGGGACAGAUGCCGAUUGAGAUUGUGUGCAAAAUCAAAUUCGCUGAGGAAGAUGCGAAGCCCAAGGAGAAAGAGGCAGGGGAUGAGCAAAGCCUCCUGGGGGCUGCCCCAGGGGCAGCAGCCCCCCGCGACCUGGCCACCUUCGCCAGCACUAGCACCCUGCAUGGGCUGGGCCGGGCCUGUGGCCCAGGCCCCCACGGACCACGGAGAGCCCUGUGGGCACUUGCCCUACUCACCUCACUGGCAGCCUUCCUGUACCAGGCUGUUGGCCUGGCCUGGGGCUACCUGACUCGGCCUCACCUGGUGGCAAUGGACCCGGCUGUCCCAGCCCCGGUGGCAGGCUUCCCGGCCGUCACCCUCUGCAAUAUCAACCGCUUCCGGCACUCAGCCCUCAGUGAUGCCGACAUCUUUCACCUGGCCAACCUGACAGGGCUGCCCCCCAAAGACCGGGAUGGGCACCGUGCUGCUGGCCUGCGGUACCCGGAACCAGACAUGGUCGACAUCCUUAACCGAACUGGCCACCAGCUAGCCGACAUGCUCAAGAGCUGCAACUUCAGUGGGCACCACUGCUCUGCCAGCAACUUCUCUGUGGUCUAUACCCGCUAUGGAAAAUGUUAUACCUUCAACGCAGAUCCGCAGAGCUCGCUGCCCAGCCGGGCAGGAGGCAUGGGCAGUGGCCUGGAGAUCAUGCUGGACAUCCAGCAGGAGGAGUACCUGCCCAUCUGGCGGGAGACAAACGAGACAUCGUUUGAGGCCGGCAUCCGGGUGCAGAUCCAUAGCCAGGAGGAGCCACCCUACAUCCAUGAGCUGGGCUUCGGCGUGUCUCCGGGCUUCCAGACUUUCGUGUCCUGCCAGGAACAGCGGCUGACCUACCUGCCACAGCCCUGGGGCAACUGCCGGGCUGAGAGUGACCUCAGGUACCCGGAGCUUCAGGGCUACUCUGCCUACAGCGUGUCUGCCUGCCGCCUGCGCUGUGAGAAGGAAGCUGUGCUCCAGCGCUGCCACUGCCGGAUGGUGCACAUGCCAGGCAACGAGACCAUCUGUCCACCAAAUAUCUACAUUGAGUGUGCCGACCACACCCUGGACUCGCUGGGUGGGGGCUCCGGGGGCCCGUGUUUCUGCCCCACUCCCUGCAACCUGACCCGCUACGGGAAGGAGAUCUCCAUGGUGAGGAUCCCUAACAGGGGCUCAGCCCGCUACCUGGCAAGGAAAUACAACCGCAAUGUGACCUACAUACGGGAGAACUUCCUGGUGCUGGAUGUCUUUUUUGAGGCUCUCACCUCUGAAGCUGUGGAGCAGCGAGCAGCCUAUGGGCUGUCAGCCCUGCUGGGAGAUCUUGGGGGCCAGAUGAGCCUGUUCAUCGGUGCCAGCAUCCUCACCCUGUUGGAGAUUCUCGACUACAUCUAUGAAGUGUCCUGGGACCGACUGAAGCGGGCAUGGCGGCAGCCCAAGACCCCACUGCGAACCUCUGCUGGGGGCAUCUCCACCUUGGGGCUGCAGGAGCUGAAGGAGCAGAGCCCCUGCCAGAGCCGAGGCUGUACUGAGGGCGGGGGUGCCAGCAGCCUGCUUCCCAACCACCACCACCCCCACAGCACUCCGGGCAGCCUCUUUGAAGACUUUGCCUGCUAGGCUGGUGCUGUGCAAAGAAUCUGGGCAUCUGGGAUCCCCCUCCUCUGAUCCCAGCCUGGUCUCCUCCUCCAGCUCCUAGGAGGGAAAGGGGAGGAGGCGGAGCUCGUCCAGGGGACCAGGACUCAGAGCCUGCUCUCAUCCAGCCCGACAUCAACAGCUCUGUCCCUCUGGUGCACAGCCCCC
This is a messenger RNA of Ochotona curzoniae (black-lipped pika), 1907 nucleotides long. It is a transcript of the gene ASIC4, whose product is annotated as acid sensing ion channel subunit family member 4. Gene Ontology annotation, biological process: sodium ion transmembrane transport. The coding region runs from base 105 to 1724 and encodes 539 amino acids. The record is from RefSeq and is a predicted model, not a curated record. Gene Ontology annotation, cellular component: membrane. The transcript has 10 exons. Lineage: Eukaryota; Metazoa; Chordata; Mammalia; Lagomorpha; Ochotonidae. Gene Ontology annotation, molecular function: ligand-gated sodium channel activity.